ACCGCCCCCUUGGUCCCCCCGGCAGCAGGCGGCCGCGACCAUGCCCCUCAGCGUCAGCCUCGCCAGCCGAAACUACGACCUGGACUACGACUCGGUGCAGCCGUAUUUCUACUGCGACGAGGAGGAGAACUUCUACCAGCAGCAGCAGCAGAGCGAGCUGCAGCCGCCGGCGCCCAGCGAGGACAUCUGGAAGAAAUUCGAGCUGCUGCCCACCCCGCCCCUGUCCCCGAGCCGCCGCUCCGGGCUCGGCUCGCCCUCCUGCGUGGCCGUCGCCUCGCCCUUCCACGCCCCGGGGGACGGCGGCGGCUUCUCCACCGCCGACCAGCUGGAGAUCGUGACCGAGCUGCUGGGCGGCGACAUGGUGAACCAGAGCUUCAUCUGCGACCCGGACGACGAGAGCUUCAUCAAGAACAUCAUCAUCCAGGACUGCAUGUGGAGCGGCUUCUCGGCCGCCGCCAAGCUGGUCUCGGAGAAGCUGGCCUCCUACCAGGCGGCGCGCAGGGACGGCGAGGACGAACACGAGGACGAGGAAAUCGACGUCGUCUCCGUGGAGAAGCGGCAGCCCCCGGCCAAGGGGUCGGAGCCGGGGUCCCCCCCCGCCGGAGGCCCCAGCAAGCCGCCCCACAGCCCGCUGGUCCUGAAGCGCUGCCACGUCUCCACCCACCAGCACAACUACGCGGCGCCCCCCUCCACGAGGAGGGACUCUCCCCCUGCCAAGCGGGCCAGGUUGGACAGCGUCCGGGUCCUGAGGCAGAUCAGCAACAACCGGAAAUGCUCGAGCCCCAGGUCCUCGGACACGGAGGAGAACGACAAGAGGCGGACACACAACGUGCUGGAGCGCCAGCGGCGGAACGAGCUGAAGCGGAGCUUCUUCGCCCUGCGCGACCAGAUCCCGGAGCUGGAAAACAACGAGAAGGCCCCCAAGGUGGUGAUCCUGAAGAAGGCCGCCGUGUACAUCCUGGCCGUCCAGGCGGAGGAGCAGAAGCUGGUUGCGGAAAAGGGUUUGUUGCGCCAGCGCCGCGAACACUUGAAACACAGGCUCGAACAGCUGCGGAACUCUUGUGCGUAAGCGGAGCGGCUGCUGGGGGCGGGCCGGGACCACCUGGAGCUCUGGCUCGGGGCGGAGGGACAGCCCUCCGACCGAACUGCCGCCCCCCGUGACCUGCGAACAGACUUCGAAUGCAUGUGCAAGUGCAACCUCACAACCUUGGCCGGGCCUUCGGACUGAAAGGUGUGGCCAUAAUGUCAACUGCCUCAGAUCGGACUUUGGGCAUAAAAGAGCUUUUUUUAUGCUUGCCAUUCUAUUUGGUUUUUUCCCUUUUUCUUUAACAGAUUUGUAUUUAAGAGUUGUUUUUUAAAAAUUCUAAGAUUUACCCGAUUUUUCUGUGUACAGAUGGCCAUUAAAUGUAAAUAACUUUAAUAAAAACGUUUAUAGCAGUUAUACGAGAUUUCAAAACCAUGUAUUAUAAACCAUGAUUUUUUUUUUAUUUAAGUACAUUUUCCUUUUUAAAGUUGAUUUGUUUUUCUAUUGUUUCUAGAAAAAAUAAAAGACUUGGCAAAUAUAUAAUUGA
Carlito syrichta (Philippine tarsier) is the source of this 1571-nucleotide messenger RNA. RefSeq names its product MYC proto-oncogene, bHLH transcription factor (gene MYC). The record is from RefSeq and is a predicted model, not a curated record. Gene Ontology annotation, molecular function: protein dimerization activity; DNA-binding transcription factor activity, RNA polymerase II-specific; RNA polymerase II cis-regulatory region sequence-specific DNA binding. Bases 41 to 1069 code for a protein of 342 amino acids. Gene Ontology annotation, biological process: regulation of transcription by RNA polymerase II; positive regulation of cell population proliferation. Lineage: Eukaryota; Metazoa; Chordata; Mammalia; Primates; Tarsiidae. The transcript is spliced from 2 exons.